GUCAAACUCUAUCGUUUUCUCAUUUCUCAAGUAUAUUGUUUCUAUCAUUUCUCUCUAUCGCAUUUCUGUCUGUUGUCUGUAUUGCGAUUAGGGCUCCGGACAAUGGACAAUCAGUUGGAUACUUGGAUAUGCUAUUGGCGAUGUUGACGACGGCGAAGAUGUUCGGUCUCCGUUCCGCCAGAGGACCUGAUGUUCGAGGGAGAGCGGGUGAAUUCCGAGUACACAUCCUUGGCUUAGUCGACGAUUCUGGAGACUCCAAAGCCAGACUACUGGGAAAAUCGUUGUCACCAUAUCUGAUCCACAAAAUCCCGAGGCCUAGAGGAAGUAGCUUCUGCCUUAUGGCAAUUCAAGUUUUUGCCAGCUUCAACCUUUUGUUGGCAAUUUUGAAUUUCAGAUGUCCCUACAUUUUCUAAAAUUUUUAAAGAGGAAGCAGUGGACAUCUUGCUAUCUUUCGGCAGACAGACAAGGCAUCAAUGCUUGAAGAAGCUAUUGAAUAUUUGAAGCAGCUUCAACUGCAAGUGCAGGAGACGUCUGGCACCUAUUGGAUCUUAUAUAUUCCUCACAAUGAUUCUCCUCCCAUGGAUUGCUUGUGGUUAUUUGACAUUCGUGACGGAUCAGGACACGAAUCAAGGUAUACCAACUGCUGCUUCUCAAAGUCAAUAGCAAGUAGAAACCAGUGAAAGUUUCCAUCAUUGAUUGGGACAAAUACCUACGAAAGCUCUCCUUUAAGCCAUCCAUUGAUUGAAGGAUGCUGGCAAUAGCAGAUUCCAAUUUGCUUACACGUUCAGCGAGAACCUGCUAUCCACAAAAGAAUUUCAAAAAAGAAACGAAACCAGAAUGUCAAAUAGAUUUACAAGCUGGAAACAAUUAACAGACAACUUUGAACUCCACUAAUUUGGAACUCAACAUGCAGCAGAUACGUGAAUAUUAACCCGGUUAUUGAUUACUGGGAGAAAAGUGACAUUCACUGAGUUAAGAAAACAAUAUUUACCUAGAAGAGAUUUGAAUCACAAUUGCAUCAUUCUUGUCUUCCUUGAUGUUGAUGGGAGAUGUGCAAGAAUCCUCAUCUAAGUUGAUGAACCUUGUCCGUUUUGCUGUAGCGGUGCUUCUGUUGGCAGCCAUUGGCGCAGGCUUGAGGGAGAAUAGGCGCAGGCUUGAGGGAGAAUUGGCGGGGAGAAUUGGCGCAGGCUUGAGGGAGAAGUGGCGCAGGUUUGAGGCAGAUGAGCGUAUCCUAUUGGCGUAGGGUUGAGAGAUUAUAUAGAGUUUAGGUUUUGUAAAGUUUCCUAGUUCAAAUACAACACAAUAAGGUAGUAUCCUAUUGUGAUAGAGAUAUGUAUUUCUCAACUCUCAAGAAAAAUAAUUGUACAAAAUAAGAAUAUUUGAACCGACAAAAAUAAUAAUUUUACUUUGAAAAUAGGAAUAUAAUGUGUGAAUUA
Messenger RNA from Cuscuta epithymum, 1436 nucleotides. The record is from the annotation of a GenBank genome assembly. Lineage: Eukaryota; Viridiplantae; Streptophyta; Magnoliopsida; Solanales; Convolvulaceae.